GCUGCUGCAGCUGCUGAGAUGCGGCAGUAAGAGAACAGAUCUGGGACAGACAGACCGACUGACACCGGCAGGACUUCACCUACUGACACCUGAGACUCACCUGGACAGAAAUGGAGGACGAGAUCUCUGCUCUGGUUGUUGACAACGGCUCCGGUAUGUGCAAGGCCGGGUUUGCCGGGGACGAUGCGCCUCGUGCCGUUUUUCCCUCAAUCGUUGGGCGACCCAGACACCAGGGUGUGAUGGUGGGAAUGGGCCAGAAGGACAGCUACGUGGGAGACGAGGCCCAGAGCAAGAGGGGCAUCCUGACCCUGAAGUACCCCAUUGAGCACGGCAUCGUCACCAACUGGGACGACAUGGAGAAGAUCUGGCAUCACACCUUCUACAAUGAGCUCCGUGUCGCUCCAGAGGAACAUCCGGUCCUGCUGACUGAAGCUCCUCUCAACCCCAAAGCCAACAGGGAGAAGAUGACCCAGAUCAUGUUUGAGACCUUCAACACUCCUGCCAUGUAUGUGGCCAUCCAGGCUGUCCUGUCGCUGUACGCCUCCGGUCGUACCACAGGUAUUGUGAUGGACUCUGGUGAUGGUGUCAGCCAUACUGUCCCAAUCUAUGAAGGCUACGCUCUUCCUCACGCCAUCCUGCGUCUGGAUCUGGCUGGCAGAGACCUGACAGACUACCUGAUGAAGAUCCUCACAGAGAGAGGCUACAGCUUCACCACCACUGCUGAGCGUGAGAUCGUGCGCGACAUCAAGGAGAAGCUCUGCUAUGUGGCUCUGGACUUUGAGCAGGAAAUGCAUACGGCAGCUUCCUCUUCUUCCCUGGAGAAAAGCUACGAGCUUCCUGACGGCCAAGUCAUCACCAUCGGCAACGAGCGUUUCCGCUGCCCAGAGGCGCUCUUCCAGCCGUCGUUCCUCGGAAUGGAGUCUGCUGGUGUUCAUGAAACCACUUACAACAGCAUCAUGAAGUGCGACGUGGACAUCCGUAAGGAUCUGUACGCCAACACGGUUCUGUCCGGCGGUACCACCAUGUACCCUGGAAUCGCUGACCGCAUGCAGAAGGAGAUCACUGGCCUGGCCCCGCCCACCAUGAAGAUCAAGAUCAUCGCUCCACCAGAGAGGAAGUACUCGGUCUGGAUCGGCGGCUCCAUCCUGGCUUCGCUCUCCACCUUCCAGCAGAUGUGGAUCAGCAAGCAGGAGUACGAUGAGUCCGGUCCAGCCAUCGUCCACAGAAAGUGUUUCUAGACGUCCCGGCGGUCCGUCUGCUUUUCUACUGCUGCGUCCAGCCAGAAGGUCGUCUGGUUCCUCUUGUGUAAACGGACUCAAACAUCCCAAACAAGACCAACAGCAAUGGUUUCAGUUCAGCCUGACAUGAACUCGGGACAGAAACUUCAGUAACUUCAAAUCGUGACCCAGUUUGUUCAGAGAUUCACCACCUGGAUGAUCAACUGUGACUGAAUACAUGAAAACAGCCACUGAAACUUUCCAAAGUAUUAAAUCAUUGUAAAAUUCAUGAUCUGAAAUAAAAUGUUUACACCUGGUA
Messenger RNA from Xiphophorus maculatus (southern platyfish), 1536 nucleotides. Its product is annotated as actin, cytoplasmic 3-like. The transcript has 9 exons. Bases 111 to 1238 code for a protein of 375 amino acids. Lineage: Eukaryota; Metazoa; Chordata; Actinopteri; Cyprinodontiformes; Poeciliidae. The record is from RefSeq and is a predicted model, not a curated record.